Messenger RNA from Agelaius phoeniceus (red-winged blackbird), 1704 nucleotides. The record is from RefSeq and is a predicted model, not a curated record. NCBI's taxonomy places the organism in Eukaryota, Metazoa, Chordata, Aves, Passeriformes, Icteridae.
UCUCUGCUCAGCCCCAUGGAGAAGCUCCUGAACCUCACCUUGCUCCUCCUGUCAGCAUCCUGCGCUGCCGAGAACGUCACCGUGGUGGCCGUGGAGGGCGACACCAUUUCCGUCAACUGCUCGUACGACGCGCGGCAGUGGUGGCGGGAGAAGAGCUGGUGCCGGCAGCUGGGCCGGCGGCGCUGCCAGCCCGUGGUGAGCGCCCCGCCCGCCUGGCUGCCCCUGCCCAGGCCCAGCAGGGGCAGCACCUCCAUCAGGGACAACGCCCGCGCCGGGCUCCUCACCGUCACCAUCAGGGGCCUGCGCCGGGAGGACGCGGGGCUCUACCAGUGCCAAACGGAGUUCCUGGGCCACACCCAGAGCCUGAGGAGGGUGCAGGUGGAAGUGCUGGCGGCUGACCUGGUGACCCACGUGCCAGAGGAGCCCAGAGCUGUGCAGAGCAUCUCCAGGCCCCCUCCUGACGUGGGUUUCACCAUUUUCUACAUCCUGGCUGGAUUCCUGGUGGCCAAGUUCGUGGUGGCUGUGCUGGUUGGGGCUGUUGCCCACAGCAGGAAGAACAGGGAGAGAGGGCAGAACCCAGAACUGGGUGAGCAGCAGGUGCUCCCAGUCCCUGCCGACCUUGGACAUGAUGGAAUCGGCCUCUCCUGGGAGAGCUCUGCGUGAGCCGAGCCAAAGGGAAUCCAUGGAAAAGGCAGAUCCAUGGAAAAGGCCGCCUGCCAUAAGAAAAGGAUCACUACUAAACACAGGUCUGGAAGAAUCUGUCACUCUGGAGAGGUUCCCAUCUUCUUCAUCACCUCUUCCCCUUGGUGUCUCACCCCCAGGCAGUUAUUCCAGACCUCAUUCCCAGGACUACUCCAUCAUGGGCUGAACUGACACCCAUCAACUUCCUGUCACCUCAGGUGACAACAGAUUCUGUCCUUCCAAGGUGAGGAAGAGCAGCUCCCAAAAGCUGCUUGGGACAGUGGGGAUGCUUGGAGAAAACCCCUGUGAAAAGGUGUGAGGAGCUGCAGGACACCCCAGGACAGGGAUGGGGUCCUCUUGCACCCCUGAGCCAGCUUCUCCUCUCUGAGGGGACUUUGUGAACAUAGGAGCUUUCUCUCUGUUGGUCUCCCUGUGUUUUCUCCCAGGCUCCAAACCCAUGGGCACUCACGUUUCUUUUUCCCUGCAAAACUGAGUAAAAUCCAGCUGAUUUCUCUGGCUUGGCGUGGGUUCCUGCAGGUGACAGUCGUGUCCCAGAGCCAGGGGUGAUGCUUGGGACACCCUGGAGUGUUCAGAACAUCCAGGAGCACUCAGAGCCAGCAGGACAGGCUGGAACGUCCAGAGCCAGCAGGAGCAGCAGCUCAGAGCCCAACCUCUCAUUGCCCACAGAAGCAAUGACUGAAAUUUGCUUAUUUUAAUUACACUUUUGGGUUCUCGUUUUUAGAGUAGUUCUGUGUUUUGUCCAGAAAUUGACAAAUUUCAAUUCCCACCAUUGAAAUUCAUGGUGGGACGUCUGGCAACCUUUGUCUUUCCAAGGUCUUUCCCUCCCAAAACUGUGAGGUUCUCAGUCUUAAAUCAGCAACUUUUGGGGAAGAAAAUCUGUGUUUGUUGCUCUCUCCUGGUCUGGACGGUGACUUGCUCUAUGACUGCAUCCACAGAGAGGAAUUUGCCAUCUGAAAUAAAAACAUCUCCAAGGAAAUAAAAAGAAAUUAAUCAAUGACUUAC